AAAACGGAACAGAACAGAACAGAAAUUCGAAGCGCUGCCAAAUAUACACACACGAUUGUUCCGAUUGUAUCGCUGAGAUCCGAAAAAUUCGAGAUCCGAAUCGCAGGACAAGAGCAACAGAGCGCGCGCCAUCGGAUUUAUUAAAUGCACAUGCAUAUUUAUUUAUAAACGCGAGUUUUUGGUCGGGAACUAAAGUGCAGGUCACCGACGCCUCUGCCGCAGCCGCUGCCUCCGUCGACGUCGCAGUCGCAGUUGCGGUAGCUGUUGCUGCUUAUUUUUUUUUGUUGCUGUUUACAGAGUUAAGGGUGUGUGUGUGGCGCACCUAUACAUAUAAAGAUAUACCUAUGCUGGCCCUGGCCCCGCCCACCACGCCGCCCCCUCGAAAUGCACCGUUAGCCGCGAAAUCGAAAUCGAAUCGUUUUACUGCAACCGCAAUGCUGUCAAACGGCUCUGCUGGCGUCGCUGCCGACGUUGACGUCGCCGCCGGCGUCGCUGCCGACUGUGAUGAGCGAACGCUAUUGCUAAGCGAAGAGAUUGUUGUUGCGCCGCUGCCUGCGACGACGUUCUCUGCCGGCGUCGCUGCUGCUGCGCCGCCAACGUCGCUGCCACUGGUGCACACAACAACAACGCAACAAAACAACAACAAUGUGAACAACAACAAUAAUGGUUCGCUUGUGGUCAGUGCGAAAAACAUGGCUAAUAAUAAAAGUAAUAAGAAUAACAGCAAAUGCAAAAGCAACGAGGCCAGCAGCAGCAGCAACAACAACAAUGCGGCGGCAGCUGCAGCAGCUACAGCAACAACAACGACGACGGCAGGAGUAGAACCGGUAACAACAACAAUAACAACUGCAACAACAGCAGCUGAUGAUGAGGAUAUAUCCAGCGAUCUGAGCGAUAAAUUCCCACGCCCCCAAAAGAAACCCGGCAAACUGAGCAAAUUGGGCACCAAAAGCGUCGGCCUCAAACGCGUCUCCUUUGGUUCCUCGAAGGGUUCGAUGGUGGAGACGCUCGUCUUCGAGACGCCGACGCCGUUGUCGGAGCACAUGGAGUCCACUUUUGGGUUCGAUGCGGCAGCGAAUUCUGCUGCCGAUACCGCCGCUGCCGCCGCUGGUCAGCCGCAGCUGGCGUCGACGCUGGCGUCGCAUCUGCCGCUGGCCGGUGGCUACAGUGGAGACUAUGCCAAGGGGACUAUGGAUGACAGCGGCAUUGAGGUGCAGGAAGAAUCGGAGCGUUCGAUAGUGCGCGUUUCAAUCUACCAAAGCAGCCAGCCGCAGGUAAUCUGUCCACCGGCGGAGUAUCUGGACUACCCGGAGUACAACUUCAGCGGCAACCUUCUAGACUACACUACGAUGGCCACGACGGCGGCGGGGAUUCCACAGCAGCAGGUGAUCGGCCUGGGAGCGGCCUACGAUCGACAGCAAAGCACCGAUUCCGGCUGGGACAAUCCCUUUCGUCCAGGCGGCGAUCUGUCCAGAGAGGCUGAUGAAAUUGUCAACAUGAUCAGAGGUGGCAAGCCCAUCACACCCACAGAGGAGCGUACAAUUGGCAACGGGAGCGCCCAGCAUGUGGACGACAAUUGCAAUGGCGGGACGGCGAUCGGCGAGAGUGUAAUCAUAUCGAAUCUCUCGCAGAAUCUAGCAACAGCACAAAAUGGUACAAAUUCCCAUGCCUCUGCAACUGCCGACGCUGGCGCCGGAAAAGCAGCGACGGCGACCGAGCUGAGCGGCGGAACCGGAAACAAUGGGGUCACCUCGCUGGGACAGGUGUCCAAACAGGUGGUUCCCGGACCGACGUCCGCUAGUCAUGUGGUCAUCGACGAGAAGAAGAACAAGAAGAAGGGCUGCUGCGUCCUUCAAUAAUUGGGGCAACAAAAUAGGACGGGGGACGCGAUGAGCGACGAUGGGGGCGGGGGCGGUCAUUUUCCGGCUUGCCGUGUUUUUUGAUGUUAAUGUUUUUUGGGACGAAAUGAAGCCGAGCUGUUGAUAUUUUUCAUGCCGCAUAAAUCGCUUUGCUUCGCUUUGCAAGACGUGACCGAUACCGAUACCGUGACCGAUACCGAUACACGGAUACAGAUACUGACACAGAGACCGAAAUUGAGAUUGAGACAACACAAGGAUGAACUAGAAGAAACUAGAGGAAAACCAAGCUCUCUGACCAACAGUAGCAGAUUAUCAAGAAAUGUUGUAGCGGUACCAGCAGCCACAGUGAGAACCAAAAUUUAUGCAACACCCAGCAGCUGUUGCUCCAGCUUCAAAACAUAAGUCGAGAAAAAAUCCAAAAUUUAAAUUGUAAUUCUGAAGACCACAUUUACAUAUGUUUAUAUAUGUAUAUAUCUGUUAGUCUGCAGGCGAUGCUAAACUGCAAUUUACCAUUAUUAUGUAUACAUACGACUUCUUUUUCCCCUUUUUCUGUAAUGUGGACUCGACCUGCAUAUGUGUAUUAUAAAAAAUUAUUGUAUGCAUAUAUGUGAAUUUAUUUUUUUUUUUUUUGUAAUCGUAAAGUUUAGUGCGGCUUUUUAAAAAAUUGAAGAGGAUGUAGGGACGUUUAACAAGUAAAAACUAAAAGAACAAAAAAUAACGAAAAACGUUUUGCUUGCAUGCAUAAUGAAUACAAAAUCGA
This is a messenger RNA of Drosophila erecta, 2619 nucleotides long. RefSeq names its product probable serine/threonine-protein kinase nek3. Lineage: Eukaryota; Metazoa; Arthropoda; Insecta; Diptera; Drosophilidae. The coding region runs from base 345 to 1859 and encodes 504 amino acids. The record is from RefSeq and is a predicted model, not a curated record. The transcript is spliced from 7 exons.